AUGGUCUACUUGGGUCUCCGAGGCAGAAUACUCAGUCUGGUCGUUAGUCUAGUCGCUGCAACGGGAUUCGCGUUGCAGGGCUACGACCAGGCCGUGAUGAAUGGGCUCGUGACUCUGCCAACAUUCCUGCGUGUUUUUCCGGAGAUGAAGAAGUCGCAGAUUGAGGGAACUACGGUCGCAAUCUACGAAGUUGGGUGUGCCUUCGGUGCGCUCUCCUGCGCGUUUAUUGGGGACUACUUGGGACGUCGCCGAACCAUCUUCGUUGCGGGAUGCGCUGUCAUUGUGGGGGUCAUUUUGCAGGCCACCCCUUUCAGUCUUGCUCAGCUGAUUGUCGCCAGAAUUGUCACCGGCCUUGGUGUGGGUGCAUUGACAGCGACGAUUCCCAUGUGGGUGUCAGAGUGCUCAAACGCCCGCGAUCGUGGUCGGCGGGUGUUAUUGCAGGGAUUCUUUGCCAUCGGAGGCCUCACAGCGGCAUCGUGGAUCGAGUUUGGCCUCUACUUCGUCAAGAACAACGAAGUUAAUUUUCGAUUCCCGAUCGCAUUCCAGGGUGUCUUCGCUCUGACCGUCACCUCUCUGGUCUUGUUCCUGCCGGAGUCUCCUCGAUGGCUGAUCAAGCGCGAUGAGAUAGAAAAAGCCCGGUCAGUAAUGAGUGCUUUAGAAGAUACGGCCGAUGACUCGGAGGCUGUGAUACAGGAGCUAGAAAUCAUCCGAGAUACAUUCCAGGAAGAGAAGCAGCACUCCAGUUCUUUGUUCACGAUGGGUCCGGAACGUCAUUUCCAUCGCGCGUGCCUUGCCGUCUUCGUCGCUCUGCUGGCCCAGAUGGCCGGAAUCAACAUAGUUACUUUCUAUUCCACCCAAAUUUUCCAAAACCAGCUCAACUACUCUGCCACCGAGGCACGGAUCUUCUCCGGCUGCAUCCAGAUCUGGCAGUUCCUCUGUGCGGGAAUUGCAGUUCUCCUAAUUGAUCGGUUCGGACGACGGAAGCUGCUGAUGGCCGGCGCAGCAGGCAUGUGUGUUGCGCAGGCAGCUCUUGCGGGGCUCAUGUCAGACAUGGACAACAAGUCUGCAGCAGAGGCCGCUAUCUUCUUCUAUUUCGUCGCCAUGUUUUUCUUCCCGGUUGGGCUAUUCCUGAUCCCAUUCAUGUACGCGGGGGAGAUCUCCCCGCUCUCCAUACGCCACAAAGUCACUGCCAUGAGUGCGUGCACGAACUGGUUAUUCAACUUUCUGGUCGCAGAAGUGACUCCAAAAGCCAUGGCAAACAUUGGCUACAAGUACUAUAUUGUCUAUGCGUGUAUCGGCGCAUUUGCCUUCGUAGUUUUCUAUAUCUUCUACCCGGAGACGAAAGGCCGAACGCUCGAAGAGAUUGAUGAGAUUUUCAUUCGGUCGAAGAAUGUCUUUGACCCCGUCCGGGUGGAAAGAUCUUUUCGCAGGGAUGGAUUCGCGGGGACUGAGCGUCGUCUUGAGGAGCAUUUCCAGGAGAAGCAGGCUGCUGCUGCUCAUGUAGAGACUGCUUAG
Molecule: messenger RNA, 1515 nt
Organism: Aspergillus tanneri
Lineage: Eukaryota; Fungi; Ascomycota; Eurotiomycetes; Eurotiales; Aspergillaceae
Product: sugar porter family MFS transporter
Exons: 3
Coding region: 1-1515 (504 amino acids)
Biological process (GO): transmembrane transport; carbohydrate transport
Cellular component (GO): membrane
Molecular function (GO): carbohydrate:proton symporter activity
Source: RefSeq, a predicted model, not a curated record